Aspergillus versicolor CBS 583.65 is the source of this 1399-nucleotide messenger RNA. RefSeq lists its product as uncharacterized. The record is from RefSeq and is a predicted model, not a curated record. Bases 276 to 1082 code for a protein of 268 amino acids. Lineage: Eukaryota; Fungi; Ascomycota; Eurotiomycetes; Eurotiales; Aspergillaceae. The transcript has a single exon.
CACAAACCCGUAAAAGCAUAAUGUCGAGUCACACAUUAAGUUAUUAGAUGAAAAAAAAUCAUUGCGGCUUCUUGCAUUUCAUGUCUAUCUACCAUCAGAUUCAAGCCAGCUCAAACCACUUCCUCUGCUUCAGGAUGAAUCCCCAUCUUUCUCAUUAGCAUAUAUUCUCGCGUCUGCUCGCUGUGCCUCCUUUUAUCAGAAAUACUCACUUCUUCGCUUAAGCUGCGAAGAUACCAUCCAGCACUACAAACGAAGAAUCAAACAGAACUACCACCAUGUCCCAGAUAUCAAAACUCCUCCGCCACGCCGCCGAUACAAGCCUCAUCUCUAGCGACUCCAUCAAACCCUCAGUCAUAACUCGUCCCAUAGUAAAUCAUAAUUCUCCGAACCCAUCAGCCAAUAUCAGCAGUGCCACCACGAACAUACGUACCCAAAGAACCACCAUGGCUGACGAUGUUGAAAAGAAUGGAAAGAAGCCAACUGCGCAGAGUGCCGGAACCCCAAAGCCAGUUACCCUCCGCAAGAAGCCAUCCUGGAUUGAUCUCGAAAACUGCAAAACCGACAACUUGUUCCGACAGACCCUCGCAAGUCCAGAGCACAAAGAAAUAUUCGAAGGUAGCAUGAUCCCACUUCCCUCCCCCGAUGAUGGGGCGAAGCGUGGCCAGAUAUAUAGCCCUACCCGGAUGGAUCAAAGGGCGAGCUCAACCUCCGACCAGAGUUCUGCAAGUCAGGAAUCCACUACACCACACCGGUCUCGUGAGAGUGUGAUUUCGGAGACGGGGAAGGAGGAGAAGGAUGCGGAGUUGGAUGAAACUGAAUAUGGGCUUUUGUCGGAACUUGGUACGAGGCCCAAAUCACGUCAGAAAAAGUCGCACAUUGGCCGUCUAGAGAACGAUGCUAUUGGAAGACUCCCCAAGAAGGACAUUCAACAAUGGAUACGGAAUGAGGCAAAUGCACAGUUCGUAUUAGGGAUGCCUCUUGGAGAACUAGAGGAAAAGCUACGAGACGGUGUGCUCGAAAGCGAGAUGGAUAAGCAUUCUGGGAAAUGGAUACGUGCGUACGGUUUGUCCGAGGACGAAUGAUCAACUAGCCUGGGAGUUUCGUGCUUUGGUUUAUUUUCUGUGCGCUUCUCGACACAAUGUACUUUGGUUUUUUGGGUUGGAUGACCAUUACAUAUUUUUUGGGAACUGGCUAACUUAUUUAGCAUAAGCUACACCAUCGAGAAUGAUUUAUCCCCAUGUUUGGUCCUAUUAGGAGUCUCAAUGUAUCUUAUGCGAGUAUUAUAUUUAUCAGAAUUUAACGAGCCGGGUUUUGGCAGUCGUAAGUGAACGUUACGUAUAUAUCAAGUUAAGUACAUCACAAAUGAUUCAUUAUUGCGCUUGGGUAUCUAGCAAGGCAC